AUGUCGACCCCUAGCGUCGAACUCGAGUUCGACAACUUCGCGCAUCUUCUGCCCUCGAGUUGGAAGCCGCAGGUGACCGCCUGGCUGCAGGAAGACACUCCCUCCUUCGACUACGGCGGCUUCGUCGUCGGCGAGGCUCCGCGCGAAGCCUUCCUCCUCGGAAAGGGGAAGCAGCUCGCGGUGCUCGCCGGCGCGCCGUUCUUCACCGAGGUGUUCGAGCAGAUCGGAUGCAGGGUGGAGUGGCACAUGAAGGAGGGCGACACGUUCGAGCCCGUGAAGCACGUCGCGACCGUGCGCGGGCCCGUCCGGCAGCUCCUCCUCGGCGAACGCGUCGCGCUGAACAUGCUCGCGCGCUGCAGCGGCAUCGCGACCAAGUCGAAGCGCAUCAAGGACCUCGCGCGCGCGAACGGCUACACGGGCAUCGUCGCCGGCACGCGCAAGACGACGCCCGGCUUCCGGCUCGUGGAGAAGUACGGGAUGCUCGUCGGCGGGAUCGACCCGCACCGGCACGACCUCUCGAGCAUGAUCAUGCUCAAGGACAACCACAUCUGGUCCUGCGGCUCGAUUACGAACGCGAUCAAGCAGGCGCGCAAGGUCGGCGGCUUCAGCCUCCUGCUCGAGGUCGAGGUCGGCUCGGAGGCGGAGGCGGACGAGGCGAUCGACGCCGGCGCGGACAUCGUCAUGCUCGACAACAUGGAGGGCGCGGAGCUCGCGGUGACCGCGCGCCGCCUGCGCGAGAAGUGGGCCGGGAAGCGCAAGUUCCUGUUCGAGAGCAGCGGGAACGUGACGGAGGAGAACCUGCACGAGCGCGCGAUCAACGACGUCGACAUCAUCAGCACGAGCGCGGUGCACCAGUCGGUGCAGCACAUAGAUUUCAGCUUGAAGAUCCAGAAGCCCAAGAAUUGA
Epithele typhae is the source of this 906-nucleotide messenger RNA. Its product is annotated as nicotinate-nucleotide diphosphorylase. Gene Ontology annotation, biological process: NAD+ biosynthetic process; quinolinate catabolic process. Gene Ontology annotation, cellular component: cytoplasm. NCBI's taxonomy places the organism in Eukaryota, Fungi, Basidiomycota, Agaricomycetes, Polyporales, Epitheliaceae. The transcript is spliced from 5 exons. Bases 1 to 906 code for a protein of 301 amino acids. Gene Ontology annotation, molecular function: nicotinate-nucleotide diphosphorylase (carboxylating) activity. The record is from RefSeq and is a predicted model, not a curated record.